CCGGCAGGAAGCAGGCAGCAUACUCAAACUGGACCAUUUGAGGAGCAUUCAAUAAAGAGGUUCUUUUCAAAGCUGGCGGUGCUCUCCAGUGGUCAAGGCAGAGGGUAAGUGUACCGUUGAAGCAGUCCCACAGGUCAGCCUCCCAGGGCGCUGCAGAGCAGCGUGGAGAAGAUGGGGAGCAGACCCGGAAGCGAGGAGAGGCCCAGUCCCAACUCCACUCCUUCCCAGCGGGGGAGUCUGGACAAGCCACUCAACUUUCCUGGGCCUCAGUUUCCUUCUCUGUAAGAAGGACGGUGAGUGUGUUCCGAAUUUGAAAUUCAGUGAUGAAUUUAAGAAUUCCAGCCUGGAGCCCCGCAUGCAUUGGCUGGCUGCCAGCACUUGGUUUCUAAGCGUCGGCAAAGAGAACACAAAAUCGAGGCCACCGAGGAGCCAGACACCCUGGACAUCCAUCCCAGAAACGCUGGACAUCUGAACACUGCACUGAUGAGAGGCUUGAUCAGCAGGUCUUGGGGGCCCUGCCAGGCCUGGAACCCAGAAACUCUCUCUCUCUGCAGGGGCCUGAGUGGCACACACACACACACACACACACACACACACACACACACACACACCCCAGCUGCAGGAAGGGCAGUGCCUCGCCUCCUGGCCCCUCUGGAGAGAAGGAGCAGUAGGCCUGUCGCAGCCCAGGGUCUGCCCUCGGGAUGGCUGAGGUCGGUGGAAGGACAGACAGCAGGACCGGGCCCCGAAGCCCUGCCCGUGGGCCCAGCUAGAAUGGAACUUGGCAGAACAAGUGCACCUCCCUGUGUGGAAAUCCUUCCAGGCACCCUAGACACGAGUCGUUUAGGUGGGACCCCGGCUGCAACGGGGAGGGAGCUCACCACCUCACAGGGCACCCCGGGCAGCCGGGCAGCCCCCUGCCCCUGGAUGCCCAGGCCCCGCCAGGACAGUCUUCCGAGCCUCAAGGACAGACUCCAGGCCCCCACCCCACCUCUGUCUGCCUGUGACAUUGCUUCCGUGUCCAGAACAAAGGCAGCUGGUGAAACCCACAGCCCUCUGCCCUUUAUUUCUUUAUCACCUGCAUUUCAAGUUCACAGGAAGAGGGUUUUCAAAGCCUCAGAGUCAGGAUGGCACUGCGGUCAGUAUUUUCAAAAGAAAGGAAACCAAAAAGGAUCACAGAACUGCAGGUACAGCAGAUUAAGGCCCUGCAGGGUGGCAAGGGGCCGGGCGGCAGGGCAGGGUGUGCACGCGUGCGCGGGGAGCCCGCUGCUUUCCCAGCUCUCCAGGGCAGGAGCAGGAGAAGGGGCAGAGAGGGAGGCCGCCGAGGGAAAGGAGGGCAGGGCUGCCCCACUGCUUUUUAGGUUGAGGGGGGGCAGCUCGCGUGGCCGGGGCGCUGGCCAGCUCUUGCCUCCACUGCGACAGCCCCUAACGUUCGCCCCCCUCCAGCCUCGCGCCACGGUGGCAUGUUUCCCUUUGAUGAGCGACACCAUCUCUUGUGCUCCUGGCGGCUCAGGUGCAUCCUGAGCUCAGCGUGGGAAACGUUGUGUCCACAUCUCCGAUGAGACUGUGAUUGAAUCUACCACGUUGCUUAUAAAAAGUGUGGGCCAUGAAGUCGUUUAUUUACUGCCUGUGUUUUCCUUUUGCUUCAUUUUUCUGGUUUCUUUUUCAUUGAUUUUAUCUUGUGUAUUGAAUGAAUCCUUUUUAGAAAAAAAACUUUUUUAAAGUUGUGAAAUGUUUUUAAAAUAUAGAAAAGCGGGGGCUUCCCUGGUGGCGCAGUGGUUAAGAAUCUGCCUGCCAAUGCAGAGGACACGGGUUCGUGCCCUGGUCUGGGAAGAUCCCACAUGCCGCGGAGCAACUAGGCCCGUGAGCCACAACAACUGAGCCUGCGCGUCUGGAGCCUGUGCUCCGCAACGGGAGAGGCCGCGACAGUGAGAGGCCCGCGCACCGUGAUGAAGAGUGGCCCCCGCUCGCCACAGCUGGAGAAAGCCCUCGCACAGCAACGAAGACCCAACACAGCCAAAAAUAAAUAAAUAAAUAAUUUUUUAAAAAAUAUGGAAAAGCAGAGGGAAUUAUUAAAUGAACCCCCUAGUACCCACCUACCAGCUUUAUCAAUUCUUAACAGAUUGCCACAGUUUUUCCUCUUUUUGUUGUGGUUAGAUACACUGACACAAAAUUUACCGUUUUGACCAUUUCAAUUUCUUUUAGAAACAUAACAUUAUACAUACAGUUAAAGGGCCCUAUGACCUCUCUCCCACGCCCUUCCCUUCUUCCCUAGAGGUACCCACUAUUCUGAAUUUGGUUCCCCUAUAAAAGUGAUACAUGGGUAUUGUAAAGCAAUCCAUAUAGUGGAAAAGGGUAUAAAGCAAAAAGUAAAAAUCUUCCUGCUACUGCCAGCCUUAAAGUCACUCCCCCCUGAAGUAACUAUUGUUAAAACUUUCUAUGAAUCUUUCCAGGUAUCUUUUAAUACAUAU
Balaenoptera acutorostrata (minke whale) is the source of this 2468-nucleotide messenger RNA. RefSeq lists its product as uncharacterized. The transcript has 2 exons. Lineage: Eukaryota; Metazoa; Chordata; Mammalia; Artiodactyla; Balaenopteridae. The record is from RefSeq and is a predicted model, not a curated record. Bases 484 to 1521 code for a protein of 345 amino acids.